AUGGGAGGGGAUGUCCCAUUCCCAGUGCCACACAAGCAUGAGGGUUGUUUUGCGUUGAGUAAGUGCGUGUUAUCCAGGCAUCCUCAUGCUCCUGCUCCGUUUGAAGUCGAUAAUGAUAAAGCAAGAAGAAGAAGAAGAUCAAAUUGGCGUUGUUGUAGUGGUUCGGAGGAGUCACAGUCACAGUCACAGUCACAGUCACAGUCACAGAAACAGGGUGUUUCAAGUUCGCAACGGGAAUGGGAAGUGCAGGAAGCUCGCGAGGCCGUUUCAAGUUAUCUGAGAGAAUUGGGAGUGCCGGAGGAGGAGUCGGUGUCCAUAGCGUGGAAUUCCGCGGAGUAUGUGAAGAUGUUGGUGGAAGGUGUGAGGGAAUUGGAUGAGUGGGGGUGGGAGGCAGAUGAACAAACUGCGGGGUUGAGCUUCAAGGAUAAGAUUCUUCGUGUUGCCGCCGAAAAGGGCGACAAGGGGAAAAUUGCCUACUUAGAGACUCUGGGUCUCACUCUCUCUUGGUCUAUCAACGUCGCCGGAUAUCUCUCCACUCAAACCCUCCCCACUCUCAUUCACAAGGUUACGCGCAUCAAGCAACUCUUCUUUUCUCCCCCUGAUAACGAUCACGACCCCUCGUUGCUCAUCAAAUACAUUCGCCUCACAAUGCGCUACUUGUCCAUUUCAAUUGACGAAGACCUCCAACGCACCUUCUCCUUUUUCGAAAAGCUUCAAGCAAAGCCUGGUGGCCUAAACACUUUGGCUUCCCAAGAUGCCGCUUUCUGUUCCUUGAUACAAACCUUCCCUCGUCUCCUUCACUUAUCAGUUGACAACCACUUACCCCGCAUACUGGAUUCGCUCCACAAUUUUGGAAUCCCCACAUCUCGCAUCUCAAACAUAAUACUGGCUUUCCCUCCUCUUCUCUUCUGGAAUCUUCAACUCCUUCAAACUAGACUCCUCGCCUUCCAGCAGAUCGACGUGGCUGAUCAGGAUUAUGCCAAGUUGCUGCUAAAAUAUCCUUGGCUUCUAUCGACAAGUAUUCAAGAGAAUUAUGCGGAGCUCCUUGCUUUUUCUUAUUCUAUCAAGGUUUCAAAGACACAGAUAGACCGUGCAAUUGAAAGCCACCCUCAUCUAUUGAGUUGUUCAACUAGCAAGCUGGAAUUGAUGGUAGAUCAAUUUGCUAAACUAGGAGUUCGGAACAAAAAGUUAAAUCAGGUUAUUGCUAGAAGUCCUCAACUACUAUUACGGAAGCCCAAAGACUUUCUACAGAGACGAGACAAUUUUGUUGGCCCAGAGAUUGUUCUGUUGUUUGAAAAUAUGGAUUUAGAUAAAGAUACUAUUGGAAGAAUACUUGCCCGCUGCCCUGAAAUUUUUGCUGCCAGCAUUAAUAAAACUUUACAAAGGAAGAUUGAGUUCCUUGGUAGGGUUGGUGUUUCUAAGACUUUCCUUGCUGGGGUUAUCAGAAAGUAUCCAGAAUUACUUGUUUCUGACAUUGACAAAACUGUACUACAAAGGAUAAUGUACUUGAUGAAGUUAGGGCUUUCAGGGGAAGACAUUGCAUAUAUGAUACGCACUUUUUCUCCUCUUCUUGGGUACAGUAUAGAGAGGGUUCUUAGGCCAAAAGUAGAAUUCCUUGUGAACUCAAUGGAGAGGCCAGUAACCGAUGUGGUGGGUUACCCUAGGUAUUUUAGCUAUUCACUAGAGAAGAAGAUAAAGCCAAGAUAUUGGGUGUUGAAAAGAAGAGAUAUCAAAUGUAGCUUAAAGGAUAUGCUGGGAAAAAAUGAUGAAGAAUUUGCUGCUGAAUUUAUGGGUAUUGGAAGGAUGCCCGUCUCUCCUCCCGUACAGAAUGGGGUGUCUGUCACUGAUCCCAAAUCCGACCUCAAACAGCGGUAG
Messenger RNA from Sphenostylis stenocarpa, 1875 nucleotides. The record is from the annotation of a GenBank genome assembly. NCBI's taxonomy places the organism in Eukaryota, Viridiplantae, Streptophyta, Magnoliopsida, Fabales, Fabaceae.